GCCCUCAGUCUUCCAGCAGCAAACAGAAGACACAGGAAUAACCAUGCCUGAGCCAGUCCCUGAAGAGAAAACAGCGGUGGAUGCACCUGCUGAAGAUGGAGCAGAUACAGAAGCUGAUGGAGAUGAGCCUCAGUCUACUGAGCUCACUGGGCUCUUUGUGGAGAAACCGCCGGAUAAUGUAGUCGCUGUCGCAGGAACGGAUGUCACUUUCAUAGCCAAGGUCGACUCCACCAGCCUGACAAGAAAACCCACCAUGAAAUGGUUGAAGGGCAAGUGGCUGGACCUUGGCAGCAAGGCUGGAAAACAUUUGCAGUUCAAAGAAACUUACGACAGAAAUACUAAAAUCUAUACUUAUGAAAUGAAGGUCAUCAAAGUGGUCCCUGGAGACGCUGGUGGUUACAGGUGUGAAGUGACUUCAAAAGACAAAUGUGACAGCUCCACCUUUGAGAUCUCUGUUGAGGCUGCACAUCAGGACGAGCAGGCAGAUAUUUUGUCUGCCUUCAAGAGAGCUGACGCUGGAGAGGAUGAGGGAGAUCUGGAUUUCAGCGCUCUGCUCAAAGCUGCUAAGAAGAAGAAACCUGAAAAAGUAGAACCAGAGAUAGAUGUGUGGGAACUGCUUAAGAGUGCCCACCCAAGCGAGUAUGAGAAAAUCGCCUUUAAGUAUGGCAUCACUGACCUGAGGGGCAUGCUGAAGCGUCUGAAAAAAAUGAAGGCCGAGCCUGUUAUACAUAGCGAGGCUUUCCUGAAGAAGCUUGAAUCUUGCUACUCAGUGGAUAAGGGCAAGAAAAUUACCCUGAGGUGUGAAGUGGUGGAUCCCAAUGUUCAGGUCAAAUGGCUGAAGAAUGGUCAGGAGAUCAAACCCUCAGCCAAGUAUAUCAUGGAGACGAGCGGCAAUGUCAGAACACUCACCAUAAAUAAGGCAACCCUGGCAGACGAUGCUGCAUAUGAGUGCGUGGUUGGGGAAGACAAGUGUUUCACAGAGGUGUUUGUCAAAGAGCCCCCUGUGACUAUCACCAAGCUGAUGGAUGACUAUCACGUGGUUGUGGGAGAAAGAGUGGAGUUUGAGAUAGAGGUGUCGGAAGAGGGUGCCCACGUGAUGUGGUUUUUUGAAGACCAAGAGAUUCACAAAGACAAAGAUUCAAAAUAUCGCUUUAAGAAGGAUGGAAAGAAGCACACACUUAUCAUUCAGGAAGCUACACUGGAUGACAUCGGAAUGUACCACGCUUGGACAAAUGGGGGUCAUACCAAAGGAGAACUGGAGGUGGAAGAAAAGGAACUGGAGGUGUUGCAGGACAUCGCUGAUCUGACAGUCAGGGCAACAGAUCAGGCUAUGUUCAAGUGUGAAGUGUCUGACGACAAGGUCACAGGAAAGUGGUACAAAGAUGGCGUGGAGGUCUUGCCAAGCGAGCGCAUCAAAAUGACCCACAUUGGAAGGUUUCACCGACUGGUCAUUGAUAAUGUGAAGCCAGAGGAUGCUGGAGACUACACAUUUGUACCUGAUGGAUAUGCCCUGUCACUUUCUGCCAAACUGAACUUCUUGGAAAUUAAGAUCGACUAUGUGCCUAGGCAAGAACCUCCAAAAAUCCACCUGGACACCACUGGAAACAUGGUCUCCCAAAACACUAUCAUCGUGGUAGCUGGGAACAAGCUUCGUCUGGAUGUGGAGAUCACUGGCGAGCCAGCUCCAACUGUUGUCUGGUCCAAAGGAGAUAAUCCAAUCACAGACACUGAAGGACGUGUAAGGGUGGAGUCCAGGAAAGACCUCAGCUGCUUUGUCAUAGAGGGGGCGGAGAGAGACGAUGAGGGCAACUACUCCAUCACUGUCGCCAACCCUGCCGGAGAGGACAAGGCUGUGCUGUUUCUGAAGAUUGUGGAUGUGCCCGACCCCCCUGAGAAUAUCAAGUGCACAGGAGUGGGAGAGGACUGCGCCUCCAUUAUUUGGGACCCUCCUAAAUUUGAUGGCGGUGCACCAGUUAAAGGUUAUCUCAUGGAGAGGAAGAAGAAAGGCUCUUCCAGAUGGACAAAGCUCAACUUUGACGUGUACGAAUCAACCACAUACGAGGCUAAGAGGAUGAUUGAAGGUGUUCUGUAUGAGAUGAGGGUGUUCGCUGUCAACAGCAUUGGCAUGUCUCAGCCAAGUCUCAGCUCCAAACCGUUCAUGCCUAUUGCCCCAACAAGCGAGCCAACGCGUCUGACAGUCCACGAUGUGACAGACAGCACUUGCAGCUUGAAGUGGCUCGCCCCAGAGAAGAUUGGAGCUGGGGGCCUCGACGGCUACGUUAUUGAAUACUGCAAGGAAGGAGACACUGAGUGGGUGGUGGCAAACCAGGAGCUGUGCGAGAGACAGGGAUUUGUGGUGCGCGGCCUCCCGGUGGGAGAGAAGAUCAACUUUAGGGUGGUGGCAGUAAACAUUGCCGGGCGCAGUCCUCCUGCUAUAAUGUCACAGCCCGUCACCAUCCGUGAGAUCGUCGAACAUCCAAAGAUCCGCCUUCCUCGUGACCUGAGAACAAAGUACAUCAGGAAAGUGGGAGAGAAGAUCAACCUGACUAUCCCCUUCCAGGGCAAGCCACGCCCCGUCGCAAACUGGUUCAAGGAUGGCAAACCGCUUGACGAGAAGAUGGUCAACGUGCGUAACUCAAACGUGGACAGCAUUCUGUUCAUUCGCUCAGCAGAGAGAGAGCACUCUGGAACAUAUGAGCUGGUUCUGAAGAUUGAGAACAUGGAGGACAGGGCCAGCAUUAACAUCAGGAUUGUUGACAAGCCUGGGCCACCUUUGAAUGUGAAGGCGACUGACGUCUGGGGCUUCAAUGCAGCACUUGAGUGGGACCCCCCCAAGGAUGAUGGCAACUGUGAUAUUUCUGGAUACACUAUCCAGAAGGCAGACAUGAAGACCAAGGAAUGGUUCACUGUUUAUGAGCACAAUAGACGAACAAACUGCACAGUUUCGGAUCUGGUCAUGGGCAACGAAUACAUGUUCCGCAUCUACAGCGAAAAUCUCUGUGGCCUGAGCGAGGAGCCGCGCAUGAGCAAGAACACGGCUGUGAUUGGCAAAACAGGCUUGGAACUCAAAUCAAAGCCCUACAAGGAGAAAGACAUGUGCUGCUCUCCCAAGUUUACUCAGCCGCUGAUGGAUAGAAGUGUUGUGGCUGGUUACAGCACUGCUAUCAGCUGUGCUGUCAAAGGCUUUCCUAAGCCUAAGAUUGUCUGGAUGAAGAACAAGAUGAUUAUUGGGGAGGAUCCCAAGUACUUGAUGCAGAACAAUCAAGGAGUUCUGACCCUCAACAUUCGAAAGCCCAGCACCUUCGAUGGAGGGAAAUACUCUUGCAUGGCUGUCAAUGAACUGGGCAAGGAUGAAGUGGAGUGCACACUUGAUGUCCGAGUUUACAAAGAGCCAGAGAAGUGAGAAACUGGACAGCAACGAAUAUGAAAUUCAAAUUAUGAGCCAAACAGUGAAUGUAAGCAGUGGACGUCACAAUGAGGAGAGCACACUGUCAAGAUUGAAUCAAAUAAAAUAUAGUGAUCCUUGCUGUAAAA
Molecule: messenger RNA, 3534 nt
Organism: Maylandia zebra (zebra mbuna)
Lineage: Eukaryota; Metazoa; Chordata; Actinopteri; Cichliformes; Cichlidae
Gene: mybpc2b
Product: myosin binding protein Cb
Biological process (GO): sarcomere organization
Cellular component (GO): M band
Molecular function (GO): protein binding
Source: RefSeq, a predicted model, not a curated record